This is a messenger RNA of Hirundo rustica (Barn swallow), 3330 nucleotides long. Its product is annotated as retinal guanylyl cyclase 2-like. The transcript has 19 exons. Lineage: Eukaryota; Metazoa; Chordata; Aves; Passeriformes; Hirundinidae. Gene Ontology annotation, biological process: cGMP biosynthetic process; receptor guanylyl cyclase signaling pathway; protein phosphorylation. The record is from RefSeq and is a predicted model, not a curated record. Bases 1 to 3330 code for a protein of 1109 amino acids. Gene Ontology annotation, molecular function: ATP binding; protein kinase activity; guanylate cyclase activity.
AUGAACAGCUUCUUCUGGGUGCUGCCGAGGCACAUCAGAGUGCAUCACUUUAACACUGGAAAUUCACUCAAGAUAUUUUUCCAGGCUCUCUGGUGGCUGGUCUUUGGAAUAAUCCUACUUUGUUCCCCAGCACGUUGCUCUGUCUUUAAAAUUGGACUGCUUGGACCCUGGAAUUGUGACCCCCUCUUUUCCAAAGCCUUUCCCCAAGUGGCUGCCAGGUUAGCUGUGGGACGAAUAAGCAGAGACCCUUCAUUAGAUCUUGGCCACCGGCUGGAUUAUGUGAUCCUGCAAGAAGAAUGUGACACACCAAGAGCUCUGGUUAGAUUUUUUGACUUUGGAAAGCUUUCCUCUGCUUUUAUAGGCCCUCUAAACCCUGGCUUCUGUGAGGUGGCUUCAUAUUUAGGGGAAAGCUGGAAUAAAGCUAUCUUCUCAUGGAUGUGCAUCAAUUAUAAAUUGGAUUCCACCAUCCACCAUCAUGCAUUUGCAAGAACUCUGCCCUCUCCAACCCAAAUUUUGCUUACAAUAAUGAAAUAUUUUAAGUGGGCUCAUGUUGGCAUCAUUGCAUCCAGUGAGGACAUUUGGAUGUACACAGCCAAGGAGUCAGCAACUGCGCUCAGGAGCCACGGGCUACCUGUGGUCAUUGUUACCUCUGUGCAUAAGGGAGAAAAAGGCAUUGAAGACACCUGGAACAAGAUUAAAGAAGUUAAUAACAUUAAAAUUAUACUCCUGUGCAUGCAUUCUGUUCUCAUCGGAGGGCAGGAACAGGCCGACUUACUCACAAAAGCUCUGGAAAUGGGACUAGCAGAUGGAAGAUACGUCUUUGUUCCAUAUGACACUUUGCUGUACAGUCUUCCUUACCAAAACAACUCAUUCAGUGUCUUUGAUAACAACAGCAAGCUCCAGGAAGCUUAUGAUGCUGUGCUGACCAUCACACCGGAGUCUGGAGAAAGGACUUUCUAUGAUGCAUUCAGGGAAGCUAAAGAAAGUGGUGAAAUAAUCAGGGAUUUGGAAGCUACACAGGUUUCUCCACUCUUUGGAACAAUCUAUGAUGCCAUUUACUUCAUGGCAAUGGCAUUGGACAGUGCACGGAGGAAAGGAGUCAGAGCCUCAGGAGCCAACAUAGCUGAGCACACAAAAAACUUCAGCUUCCCUGGAUUUAGUCACUGGGUAGAGACAGACAGCCGUGGGAAGGGGCUGAACAACUAUGUGAUACUGGACACAGAUGGCCAUGGGAACCAGCUUUUCCCAACCCAUCUGCUGGAUAUGUCUUCAGGCUCUGUGUUGUCCCUUGGCCAGGCCAUCCACUUUCCCAAUGAAGUUCCACCCAAACCAGACUCCAGCUGUUGGUUUGAUCCAGAUGUUCUCUGCACUCAAGGUCCAUGUCCUUCGCAGAGUAUCUUGAACAACCAGCUAUUCAGGGGUCCAAACAAGAUAAUACUGACCUCGGAUGAUCUCAUCUUCAUCAACCCAGAGCUACAUAGAAAGAGGCUGACCUUGGACAGUCUGACUGAUGCAAACAGCAUAGCACUCAAGAGCAGAAGCCUGAAGUCCAUAACCCGCUCUGCUUCCUUGAAAAGCACUGUUGCCACCCAUGAAACCUCCAAUGUGGCUUUGUAUGAGGGAGACAGUGUGUGGCUGAAAAAAUUUGAGAUGGGAGCAAUUCACAAGCUGCGGCAAAGCUCCACCAGCAUCUUAAGGAAGAUGAAAGAUCUGCGUCAUGAAAAUGUGAAUCUGUUCCUGGGCUUUUUCUCUGACUGUGGCAUCUUUGCCAUAGUGACGGAGUACUGCUCACGAGGCAGCCUGGAGGACUUGCUGAGAAAUGAGGAUAUGAAACUGGACUGGAUGUUCAAGUCCUCACUUGUGAUGGAUCUAAUUAAAGGAAUCAGAUAUUUGCAUCACCGAGAUUUUGCCCAUGGACGUCUCAAGUCUCGUAACUGUGUUGUGGAUGGCCGGUUUGUCCUGAAGAUCACUGACUAUGGUUAUAACGAGAUCUUAGAGGCACAGAAAUGCCCUUAUAUUCAGCCAUCCCCAGAAGAAUUGCUCUGGACAGCUCCUGAGUUACUGAGGGACCCAGACAUGUGCAGAAAAGGCACAAUCAAAGGGGAUGUUUACAGUUUUGCAAUCAUCCUACAAGAAGUGGUUGCCCGUGGUCCACCUUACUGCAUGUCAGAACUCUCAGCUGAAGAAAUUAUAAAGAAAGUAAAGAAGCCCCCUCCCCUGUGCCGUCCAAACAUAGCUCCUGAGGCAGCCCCCCUUACAUGCAUCCAGGUAAUGAAGCAAUGCUGGGCUGAAGCCCCUGAACGACGUCCAACCUUUGAGGAGCUAUUUCAUAAGUUCAAAACCAUCAACAAAGGGAAAAAGACCAAUAUCAUUGACUCAAUGCUCAGGAUGCUUGAGCAGUACUCAAGUAACCUGGAAGAUUUAAUCAGCGAGCGGACUGAAGAGCUGGAGGCUGAAAAACAGAAGACAGAAAAACUGCUGUCACAAAUGCUUCCACCAUCAGUGGCAGAAGCCCUCAAGACUGGUGGCACUGUGGAACCGGAGUAUUUUGACCAGGUGACCAUCUACUUCAAUGACAUUGUGGGCUUCACAUCCAUUUCAGCCCUCAGUGAACCCAUUGAAGUAGUUGACCUUCUGAAUGACCUUUACUCUCUGUUUGAUGCUGUUCUUGGAAACCAUGAUGUUUACAAGGUGGAGACAAUUGGUGAUGCCUACAUGGUGGCUUCAGGGCUCCCAAAACGGAAUGGGAACAAGCACGCAGCUGAAAUAGCCAACAUGUCCUUGGACAUCCUCAGCUCCGUGGGAACGUUCAAAAUGAGGCACAUGCCAGACAUUCCCCUCAGGAUACGAAUUGGGCUGCACACAGGGCCUUGCGUGGCCGGCGUGGUGGGGCUGACCAUGCCGCGGUACUGCCUCUUUGGAGACACGGUGAACACGGCGUCAAGAAUGGAGUCCACGGGCCUGCCUUACAGAAUUCAUGUCAGCCAAAGUACAGUGGAUACGCUUCGGAGUCUGAAUGAAGGCUAUGAAAUCAUACCCAGGGGAAAAACAGAACUGAGGGGUAAAGGAGUAGAAGAAACAUAUUGGCUGGUUGGGAAAAAAGGCUUCCAGAAGCCCUUACCUAAACCUCCUGAAAUAAAGCCGGGCCACAACUGGCCAGAUGUACUGACCAGGAAAUUGAAAUCUGUCCUGAGGGACACAAAGAGGACACUAAGAAAAGCAAACUUUAAAGAGCUGGGAAGCAUGAAGGAGGCUGGGAUAAAUUUUGGAGAGAAUGAAAUCCGAGAAGAACAUGGCAAAGAACUAGAAGGAUCAGGAGGGAUGCCUUGA